Danaus plexippus (monarch butterfly) is the source of this 11262-nucleotide messenger RNA. It is a transcript of the gene unc-13, whose product is annotated as protein unc-13 homolog B-like. Gene Ontology annotation, molecular function: phospholipid binding; calmodulin binding; syntaxin-1 binding. NCBI's taxonomy places the organism in Eukaryota, Metazoa, Arthropoda, Insecta, Lepidoptera, Nymphalidae. Gene Ontology annotation, cellular component: terminal bouton; plasma membrane; synaptic vesicle membrane. The record is from RefSeq and is a predicted model, not a curated record. The transcript is spliced from 27 exons. Bases 716 to 8965 code for a protein of 2749 amino acids. Gene Ontology annotation, biological process: neuromuscular junction development; dense core granule priming; presynaptic dense core vesicle exocytosis.
UAACAAUAGAAAUAAAAGGCAGGAUAAGCUAAAAUAAUUAUAUAUACAAAUUAGUUCCUAUACAAGAUGCCAACAUUGUACUGUUUCUAUCAUCCGUCCUAAAAUCCAAGCGAAGCGGUGGUCCUCCUUGUAUCCUAACCUGAAUUUCACUACUUCCGAAUCCAAAAAAGACCUUCCACCUCUGAUUAUUUACUCAUGUGGAAUCAAUACGAACCGCUAAGCUGCCUCCACUAAAAAUAUGUAAUUUUUUAAAAUAAAAUCUUGUUAUUGAAUUAAUUGAAUUUAUUUUGAAUAAAAUAAAAUUAUAACAUUUUUAUCAUUCAAUGUUUCUUACAUAUUUUUAUGAGGUUCUCCUUCCCUUACUAUUUAACCACUGGUUUUUACAUAACAUUGGAUAUGAAUAAACCAGUGUUUGAGAAUUCUUUAUUCUUACCCCUAUACCUUUUACAGAAAAGUGAUUUAUAUAUAAUAAUACAAGUUUAUUUUGAUGCAAAACCAUUGAUUUAAAUCCGUCACGUAUACAACGCGAUAGUGUUUAUAGUUGAACAAAGUGAACUGUAAUAGACAAAAUGUGUUAAGACAAAAGUGAUAAAAUGAUCGUAAAACGAACUCAGUGCAAUACAGAACUGUUUUGUGUAAAAAUUGUUUUAAGUAAAACGAUAUGGGAUGAGUCAUUGUGAAAGAUGUUAUAUUCAACAUAUUAUCCAGGCCAAAGAUGAUGCACGAAAUUCAAGACAAUGCUGGGUCAGGUACAAACGACGCGAUGGAGGAAAACGAGGCCGGCGGGAGUGGGGGUGCCGAGGUCGAUAUGGACGACAUCGGCUCUCUUACACUACCACCCGAUCUACCUCCCUAUUCAGGAGAUUAUAUUAUCAGUGAUUACAUGGAACGUCUUGGAACACGUCUUAAUAUCUUAGAAACCGAAUUAAAGUACGCUUGGCGGGCUCUGGAUCUAUUAAGUCAAGAAUACGUAAGAAUGUGGGAUAGGUUGGAAAGAUUAGAAACUCUGCUCGCAGAUCAACAGGGUGUGAUUACAACUCUACUCGAUUUUUAUGCCUGUCGCACGGUAACUUCGAGGGAUCCUUUGUCAAGGUUAGAGGUAAUCAGAGAAAUAUUGGGUAAUGGUACGGUUGAAGAUGGCAUUGAGGAAGGCCUUGACGUAGGUCGAACAGCAGCUUUGUUAGAUUCGCAAGAUGAGGUAAUGGAAUCUAAUGAAGCUUUUUAUAGAAGUUUAAAUCAGGCUUAUAGAGAUGAUUUAGUGUGUGAUGAAAAUUCUAGACCACCAUCCCAAUUAGAUAUGAUUUGGGAAGCACCAGAAGAAGCAGACAUAGAAGUCAUGCCAACAACAUCUAGGCAAAUAUAUAGUGGAAGUGAUUAUAAAAACUAUUGUGGAUUACAAGGAGACGGAGGUUUGAGUGAAAGAGAUAUGGUGCAUAUUUCUACCUUAAGUACAAUAGAUCAAAUUACCGUAGAUAAGUUACAUGAAUUAGAUAGGUUGACAACCCAAUUACACAAGGAUUCGAGAGAGUUAAAAGACUUGAAAACUAGACUUCUUAGUCCGGAAAUUAAAUUAUCAACAAAACGAGACAGAGAAAUAGAAGCUAAAGCACUAGUAGAAGAUGGCAAUAUAAUAAAUGAGCAACUUAAGAACGUAUAUACCGGUGAUGAAAAUUGGGGUAUUAAUGAUAUGAUGAAAAGUUUUGAUGAUUUCCUUUUAACAAUGCCGAAAGAAAAUAUUAGAGACAAAUCACCAUCAAGAUUAUCGCUUUCAGACCAAAUGGUGGGUGGUGAUAGAGCGCUAGAUUUCGUUCCAUCAGCGCUGUCUCCUCGAAGAAAAUUUGUUCCAGAAAGGACAACAACUGAACCAUACACAACAGUAACAGGGCGUUUAGCCUAUAGUUCGGCAGUAGCUAAUGCAGAAAUUGCAGCAAAAUCUUCAAAAUCUCCUAGUGCAUUAUCAAGAGAAAGAUUUGAAUACAGUUCGACGUAUCAAGUAGAAGAACCAACAAGACAGCAUUAUUAUUCUACAAAGAAUGUUUCUCAAGCUUUGAACGAAUUAUACAAAUCUACCUCAGAACAACAUUCUCCAUUGUCUGUUCAUGAAAUUUACGACGAACCUUCAAAUGAAAGACUGGAAAUUAAUUACGAAGGUAAAUUACGAAAAUCUCCAAGUCCACCACCACCCGCUCCACCAAAUGGAGCAGAAUUAUUUUCAUCCAUAGAAAAUAAUACCGAGUUAUUAUCUUCUCAUCAAGCCAUGCUUUCAACGAGCGUUGCAGUAGAUAGCAUGCGAUUAAGUCCUCGAUCACCAAAAUCACCUAAAACCUCUCCAAAACACUUAAAAAGAGAUAGUGCUAAUAUUGUCACAGCAAAAUCCGACUCAGGGCUCUCUUCCAUGAGUGGUUGGUCGAGUUUAGAAAAAAGUCCCGGAUCACCUAAAACAGGAAGAGUCGUUCAUGUGUCCCACGAUAGUUAUAAAUUGAAAAACCAGUCACCUCAGUCUAUUCAAAGGGUUCCUUAUGAAAUCGAUUCAAAGCCGUACUUAGAGACUUUGGUUGACUCAUACCAAUUCGAAAAUAAAACACAUAAAAGGGAUUAUAACCAAGUUAGAAAAAGUGAUGUUUCAAGAGAUCCCUCCAUGGAUAUAAAUAGAAUUCCAGAAAAGGAGGAUUCUAUUUAUUUAAAAAGCGAUAUACCGUAUUCAAUAUUAAAUCAAAACUCUUUAGGUAAUAUAGAUUUUUAUUAUCAAAAUGAAGCACCAUCUAUUUAUUCUGUUGCUGGUAAUAGACAACCAAUUUUUACAACUGUUUAUAGUUCUCCCAGAGGAAUACUUUCUGAAGAAAGAAAUUUUUCCGAAAUAUUAGAUAGAAAUGAAAUUACGGAAACGGUUCCUAAACAAGCACUUGAUUCGUAUCCACCAGAGCCCAGUUAUCAUGCUCAAACGGUAGUUAUGUCCGCAGGUAAUAUAAAUAAGAAAGUAAUUACUAGAGCAAACACUAUUGGAGCUAAUGAUGUUCAAAUACACCAAAAUGGGUAUAAAGUAACAAACAAUCGCUCAGGAUAUCCAUCAGGAAAUUUAACUGAUGCACUUUCAUAUUAUCCGACAUCUACUAGAUAUGAUUCUCCUAAGCGAUCUUCCCUAGAAGACAGAAUCGCAUGGCAAAGUAGUAGAUCACCGACCAGCUCAACAGAAACAUCUAGUUUAAAAUCGCAAUCUCUUAAUAUUGCGGAGAGAAAACAAUUUCAAAAUCAAUUACAACAAGAAUACUUUAAGCAACAGCAAUAUGACCAAAGAAACGGAAAUGCUAUGAAUGAUAAUAAAGGGUAUGAAAAGCAAACUUUAGAAAAUAACAUAAAGCGAAAAGAACAAUUAGUUGAACCUUCAGGAAUUUUAGUAUCUGAAUCUGGGUAUUUAUCUAUUUCUUGUAACCUAAAAGCCAAAGAAAAAGAAAAACAAGGAAAGAAACCUAAGCGGACAUCUUCUUUGAAAUCUGCCAUGUCAUCUAUGACUCAUUGGCUUCCUGAUUUACAUUUACCAAAAAAACAUAGGUCUCAUUCUUUACCAUCUGGUGUAGAUACAGUAGAGCAAUCACAACAAGAAAAAUCUCUAAAGGAAAGGUUAUUAUCAGCCCAAAGACGAAAAAAGAAGUACCACUUAGUGGCAUCAAUGUCUGGAUUAUUACAAAAAGCUCGUCGGAAGCAACAAGCCAGUCAUCAGUCAUUAUCAGAUCCUGAAACAUCUGAAACUGAAUGGUCAGGAGGACGAUCAAGUGCCCAAUCGGAAGAUAGUGACAGUGUUUUUUCCGACUCGACACAUGAAGGAAGUAUGUUUCCAAAAGUGGCACCGAAGAUAAAGCAAAGAAAAAUAAACAAUCAAGAAAUUGUGGAGCAACAGCAAAUGCUUCAAGAGCUACAACAACAAGGAAUGGAAUUUCAACAAGACGAUAGCGAGAACCUUAUGGAAGAAAAAGAAAAAUUUGCAAAUAAUGUUAUGCCGCGAGAUAAAAGUGAUGAUAUUGAGUUUCAUUUUGCUCGCGUAAGUCAAUUGCAAAAAGAGCAUAUAACUGAAUUGGAAAAGUUAGAUAUUGAUACUGAUAUUUCAAAUAUAGAUCCAUUUGAAGAAGAUUCAAAAGAAGGUAACCGAUCACCCGCUUCACUAUUCGCAACUGUCGGAGAUGUUAAAAAAGCAGCUAGUAUAUUAGAUGAUGGAUCAAAUGAAAACAAUUCAUCGUACAAUGGAAGCUCACAAGAAUUCGCUGUUUCUAGGGCUUUGGGCAAAUAUCGGCUGCGUAAAUCUUCAUCUGUAUCCGAUGACCAAAUGUCUGAUACAUCACCGCCCAAACUGGAAAGUAAUAUACCCGAAGAAACCACAACUGAAAUUACGAAAGUUAAAAGUAGAAGACCGUCCAAAGCAAGUCCACCGGAAAUUAUAAGCAGUUCAGUACCAGAGGAUACUGCAACAAUUUCGGAACGGAGUCCUUCUAUACAAAGCGUACGUGGUUUACCUAUGAAAUUCCAGCCAAGACAUCAACAAAGUUUAGAGAUACCCAACAAACAUGAUGAUGAUGAUAGCAAAAGUACACACUCGUGGAGAAGUGGUUCAAGGGUGUCAUCCAGGCGCCAAAGUACGGAAGAUAGUAUUGAUUCAGAAGACGAAUGGUAUUGUUAUGAAUUAAGAAAACUGGAAGAAAUGGAGCAGCAGUCUCAAAUUGAACAAGAACGGGAGAAAACACUCGCAGAAGAGCCUGAAUUUGAUGACGAAAUAGCUACCGAGCCAAAUGAAUUUUUGAAAGAGAAAAUGUCAUAUGUUUUAAGAGAAUUAAAACUUAAAACUGCCUCAAUUAAAGUGAAAUGUGAUGACGCUCCAACUGAAGAAGCUUGGAAAGAUGUAACUACAUUUCCCGUUAUUGAUGAAAAGGCCCAUGAAAGUGCUGCAGAGGUCGAAACUGAUGAUGAUAAAUCUUACGCUGACUCUGGUUCAGGAGAGACUUCUGGACCUGACAGUCCAGUUCAAAGUGGAGAUGAAUUUGAUGAAGAUUAUGACAUGCCAGAAAUUAGCAAGGAACCCGUUCCUACAAAUAAGCAUGCUCCAACCCAGCAAGACGCUCCGGUUGGCAGCAAGUGGAAAUUAUUAAAAGCAUUAAAAGAUCGAAAAGCUGAAGAAAAAACAACCGAAACGCCAGCUGCAACAACUCCGUCUAAUGAAAAGGAUAAAGUCAGUGCUGGUAAUGGCACUGGAGGAUUCAACGAGCAAGGUGGUCGCGGCAAUGGGCAUCCCGGAGAUAAUCCCUUUUAUAGUAACAUCGACAGUAUGCCCGAUAUACGACCGAGAAGAAAAUCAAUACCUCUUGUCUCUGAACUUACUAUGGCAGCUACGAAACGGAAUGCUGGAUUGACGUCUGCAGUUCAUCGUGCUACGUUGAAUGAUGAGGAAUUGAAAAUGCACGUUUACAAGAAGACUUUGCAAGCACUUAUCUAUCCUAUAUCGUCGACAACGCCGCACAACUUUGUCCUAUGGACCGCCACCUCACCCACUUACUGUUAUGAGUGCGAAGGAUUACUCUGGGGUAUAGCCAGGCAAGGAGUUAGGUGCACAGAAUGUGGAGUGAAGUGCCACGAAAAAUGCAAAGAUUUGCUUAACGCUGAUUGUCUACAGAUGUGUUUCGCAGGGGCUGCUGAGAAGUCUUCAAAACAUGGCGCUGAAGAUAAGGCAAACUCAAUUAUAACAGCAAUGAAGGAACGUAUGAAGCAUCGCGAACGUGACAAACCAGAAAUAUUCGAACUGAUCAGACGCGUGUUCAGCAUUGAAUCCGAGGGACAUUCCGCACAUAUGAGCACCGUGAAGCAGUCCGUCCUGGAUGGAACUUCGAAAUGGAGUGCGAAGAUCGCCAUCACAGUUAUCUGCGCACAAGGCUUGAUAGCCAAGGAUAAAAGUGGCACCUCUGAUCCGUACGUAACCGUCCAAGUAAGCAAAGUCAAGAAAAGAACUAGAACCAUGCCGCAAGAGCUUAACCCUGUGUGGAAUGAAAAGUUCUACUUCGAAUGUCACAAUUCCUCCGAUCGGAUAAAAGUCCGAGUUUGGGAUGAGGACAAUGACCUUAAGUCCAAACUACGCCAGAAGUUGACAAGAGAGUCCGACGACUUUUUGGGCCAAACUAUAAUUGAGGUUCGGACAUUGUCAGGUGAAAUGGAUGUCUGGUACAAUCUGGAAAAGAGAACUGACAAGUCUGCUGUGUCAGGAGCCAUUAGGCUGCAUAUAAAUGUAGAAAUAAAGGGAGAGGAGAAGGUGGCACCUUAUCAUGUUCAGUAUACUUGUCUCCACGAGAACCUGUUCCACUAUCUGUGUGAAGAAAACGGUGGUGCUGUGACUUUACCAGCUGCAAGAGGCGAUGAUGCCUGGAAGAUAUACUUCAACGAAAUACCCGAGGAAAUUGUGGACGAGUUUGCUAUGAGAUAUGGUAUUGAGGCGAUCUAUCAAGCCAUGACUCAUUUCCACUGUCUGUCUACAAAGUACCUGUGUGCUGGAGUACCGGCCGUAAUGUCAACACUUCUAGCUAAUAUCAACGCAUACUACGCUCACACUACGGCUUCGUCUGCGGUCUCCGCAUCAGAUAGAUUCGCCGCUUCUAACUUCGGGAAAGAAAAGUUUGUCAAGCUCCUGGAUCAGUUGCACAAUUCCCUUCGCAUCGAUCUGUCUAUGUAUAGAAAUAACUUUCCCGCCUCGAGCGCUGAGAAGCUUAUGGAUCUUAAGUCGACUGUGGAUCUACUUACUAGCAUCACGUUCUUUAGGAUGAAGGUUCAAGAGCUCAGCAGUCCGCCUCGCGCCAGUACAGUAGUCAAAGAUUGUGUGAAGGCUUGUCUUAGAUCGACAUAUCAAUUCCUAUUCGAAAACUGUUAUGAGCUUUACAACAGGGAAUUUCAGGUGGAUCCCAACGAAGCUAAACGAGAUCCAUCCGAUCAUGGCCCUCAGUUGGAUUCGGUAGACUUUUGGCAUAAGCUGAUAGCACUCAUCGUGUCAGUCAUAGAGGAGGAUAGGAACAGCUACGCUCCAGUCCUGAACCAAUUCCCUCAAGAACUGAACAUCGGACAGUUGUCAGCAGCGACGAUGUGGUCACUAUUCGCUGUGGACAUGAAAUACGCACUUGAGGAACACGAACAGCAUCGGCUUUGCAAGUCUUCCGCUUAUAUGAAUUUGCAUUUCAAGGUUAAGUGGCUUCAUACUAACUAUGUGAAAGACGUUCCUCCAUACUGUGGCGCAGUGCCAGAGUAUCCAGCCUGGUUUGAACCCUUCGUUAUGCAAUGGCUCAAUGAAAACGAUGAUGUUUCUUUGGAGUAUCUUAACGGUGCUUUCAAUAGAGAUAAACGGGAUGGGUUCCAAAAAUCAAGUGAACACGCUCUGUUCAGUAACUCAGUUGUCGAUGUGUUUACUCAACUAACGCAAUGCUUCGACGUGGUAUCAAAACUUGAAUGUCCCGACCCUGAGAUCUUGAAGCGUUAUAUGAAAAGAUUUGCAAAGACAAUUGUCAAAGUUUUGGUUGCGUAUGCUGAUAUCGUUAAAAAGGAAUUCCCUGAGCAUUUGAAAGAAGAGAGAGUCGCUUGUAUUCUUAUGAACAACAUCCAACAACUGAGAGUUCAACUUGAAAAAAUGUUUGAAGCAAUGGGCGGAACCAAUUUAGAACGUGAUGCAGCCGAUAUCCUCAAUGACUUGCAAGCAAGCCUGAAUAGCACUUUAGAUGAGCUAGCUUCAAUGUUUGCUAACAGUUUGGAAACUCGCAUUACGGCCAGUGUGAAGGAGCUGGGUGAAUUACUUCAGAAAGUUGGAGGAGGAACAACUGUACCUGGAGCCCCGCCACCACCAGCUCACCACGAAGCGGACGAAGUGCUGCGACCGUUAAUGGAUAUAUUGGACGGCUCACUUACAAUGUACGCGGAAUCGUGCGAGAAGACAGUGCUCAAGAGACUUCUAAAAGAGCUGUGGAAGAUUGUCAUGAAAAUUCUUGAAAAGACUGUUGUUCUCCCUCCAAUGACUGAUAAAACGAUGAUGUUGAAGAAUCUUACGAACAAUGCGAAGAAUUUAGCUGCGAACGCAAAGAUUGAAGACAUGACUCAACUAUUCAAGAGCACGGUCGGUAAACAGGACGUCAAACACGCACUUUCAGGUGUCAUGGAUAUUUCUAAGGAACAUCUAUCAGCAGAAAAGAGUCUCACACCGAAGCAAUGUGGAGUCUUAGAUGCUGCUCUUGAUACGAUCAAGCUGUACUUCCACGCGGGUGGUAACGGUUUGAAGAAAACUUUCUUGGAGAAAAGUCCUGAGUUGCAAUCUCUGAGAUACGCUCUUAGUCUAUAUACACAGACUACUGAUACUUUGAUUAGGACGUUUGUUACUAGCCAGCAAAAUCAAGACGCGGCGGUCGCUGAAGAAGGCAGUGUUGGAGAGGUAUCGCUCCAAGUAGACCUUUUCACACAUCCAGGCACUGGUGAACACAAAAUCACUGUCAAAGUGGUUGCUGCCAAUGAUCUCAAGUGGGUGAUCGCUAGUGGAAUGUUCCGUCCCUUCAUCGAGGUGAACCUGAUUGGACCACAUCUCGCAGACAAGAAGAGGAAAUUCGCCACCAAAUCUAAAAGCAACAACUGGAGCCCAAAAUUCAAUGAGACUUUCCAUUUCAUGGUGAGUGCGACGGAGCAGUUGGAACUGUUCGAACUUCACGUCUGCGUUCGAGACUACUGCUUCGCGCGAGAGGAUCGGCUGGUCGGAGUCGCUGUCAUGAGACUGGCGGAUAUAGCGGAACAGGGAUCAUGUGCCUGCUGGCUGCCUCUUGGCACACGAGUCAAGAUGGAUGAAACUGGAUGGACGAUACUAAGGAUCUUAUCACAGAGACACAGUGAUGAGGUCGCCAGGGAGUUCGUUAAGCUCAAAUCAGAAAUGAGAGCUGAAGCACCAACCGGUAGCCAAGGACCCUCGUGAAGAAUCUGAAGAUAACACAGAGAGACGCACCUUCAUCCAAUUACAUUAGGAUCUUCCAAUUCUAUUGACGAAUGGAAUAUCUAUGGAUGUUGUCUUGAUAGUCCAUCGUCACCAGCGCUACGGCUACCGGUCAGUGCUCGUUACCAAUCUCAUGUCGAGAUGUCGUUUUGUAAAUAAAUUAACCGUCUUAAGUUUAGCGAUAUUAGAAUAUUUUGCACAAAUUCGUUUCAUCAGCCAAAAGACUGACCGUAGAUUGCCGGGCGCUGUCGUCGAUUUUAGGCAUUCAGCAAAAUAAAAAAAAGCAUUCUUUGUUAUUCUAUGGAAAUAGAACAGCACAAAAUACGUGACGGAAUUACUUUCUGAUGUUUAUUGUGGAUGAUUGUGUGUUGUAUAUAUUGAUGUUAUGUGAACUCUUGACUCGUGGGAUCCGUUCCAUGGGAGUCCAUUUUGCUGGAUACCUAACGUGUGCAAGGGAUCGUCACACGAUUUAUGUAUUAAUAAUAUGGACCAAACUGUCGUUAUGGACGCACUACCUAACCCUUAACCACUAAUAUUAAAACAUUUAUAAACAUAAUCAUCUUUAAUAUUUGUACAGUAAGUAAUACAUGGCCUUAUGUAAAUUAUUUCCUUUGUUACAUGACAUGCUUCCGGUGAGUUUGUUGAAGUAUCGUGAUGAGUGUUGGUAAAAUCUGAUCUAGUGUUAGUCAUGCCUUAAUGUUUAGGGUUUUCUUAAAUUGUAUCGACUUAGUAUGAUUUACUUGUGGAAGUUUCCCAUCUUUUAUAUGAUCUUUAUCCAGUUUUGAUUCAUCUUAAAGUGUGAUCUAUUGUAUAUAAUCGUUAGUAUCGAACGUAACACCACAUCUGUUAAUUUCAAUGCUUAAAAUAUUUAAACGUAUUAUAUGAAUCCUGUCUUUGUGAACGUUAUUGAAAAUUGUGAUAUUGUUAAUAAUACAUCAUAACAGAUAUUUAUGGACUUGCUUUUAAAGGGUUCGAGUAAACUGUUAAUGUUGCUUCUAAUUGGUUCUUUGUAAGGGCCCCUUUCACUUUCUAUAUUAUAAUAAUGUUUGUGAAAUCCUUUUUAAUAUACCUAAUGUUAGACAUUCAGUGCUCAAAUAAUUUUUGUUCAGUUUUAAUUAGUAUCGUGUUUUUAAUGUAACUGUUUGCUUUUUCAAAAUAAAUAAUACAAUAAUAUCCCAUCCAAAUAUAACGACUAUACAUGGUGUUUAAUUGUUUAUAUUUUUAAUAUCACUUCAAUCAAAUAUUUCUUAUGGUUCAAAAAAAAAAAGAAUUGCCUCAGUAUUUGAAUUUGAAAACUUUCAAAUAUUUUUGAUUGUUGCAGUUAUAUUAAAACUUUAAACCAAAUCUAAGAGACCAGAUUAUUUUGACCUCCCAAAGCAAAGUGAUCUUUAAAAAUAUAUACAUAUAUACAUCAUAACACACAAACGCGAGCAUUAGAUAUUAUAUAUAUUAAUAUUUAUCAUGGAUAACAUAUCUGUAGAUAGAAUGUGGUUUGUCUAGUCCAAAUCUCUAUAUAUUUAAAAUAUAUUUACUCGUCUUUAAACUAUUGAAUUGAAAAAAAAUAAUAAUAUCGAGUGAUUUAUGUGAUUUUGAAUCCGCUGAAUCCGUUUCUAGAAUUUAUUGUUUUAUGUUUCAAAGCACACAAUAUAUAACAGAUAUUAUAUAUAGUUUAUUUAAAUAUAAAAAUUAUAACAUUUACGUGUGCUCUAUAUUAGAUUAGGUGAAUUGUUUUAGAAAAAUGUACCUAAUGAUUGGUUAGAUUUGAUGUCAUUAUAAUAUAUCCUCUCUUAUUCAAUAUUUAUAAUCAGAUAUUUAUUUAAAGUGACUUAAAUGUAAUAUAUCAUUGAGACAAUACAAAACUUGAUGAUCACUUUAAUUAAAUAUCACAUUGAUAAUAGAUUUUUAAAAAAGUUUUGCAUGAUAAAUCACUUUCGUAACAUAACGUCCAUCUUAUAUAUCGCAGGGAUCUAUUUAAUUUACUAAAUUCAACUACAUAUAAAGCGUCAAAGCUAGUAUUAAAGAAAAGCGCACAGCAUUAAUUCAUCAAUAAUAUAUAAUAUAGUAAUCACUCCUUUACCAUGACAAUACUUGGUAAACUUAUUCUUAAGUGAAAUGUGAUGGACACGAUCAUUACGCUCCGAUUAUAAUAUUAAUAUCACUAACAUUGCAUAUGUCUUUGUAUAAAUGCAUAUAUGUAAAUGUUACAUGUUUAAACACAUUAUUGAAUUUAGAAUUUUUAUGAAAAAAAAAAUAAAUAAAUAUCCGUAUUUCAAAUAUAA